This is a messenger RNA of Hippoglossus stenolepis (Pacific halibut), 1373 nucleotides long. RefSeq names its product N-6 adenine-specific DNA methyltransferase 1 (gene hemk2). The record is from RefSeq and is a predicted model, not a curated record. Gene Ontology annotation, molecular function: S-adenosylmethionine-dependent methyltransferase activity; protein methyltransferase activity; nucleic acid binding. The transcript has 6 exons. Gene Ontology annotation, biological process: methylation. The coding region runs from base 279 to 983 and encodes 234 amino acids. NCBI's taxonomy places the organism in Eukaryota, Metazoa, Chordata, Actinopteri, Pleuronectiformes, Pleuronectidae. Gene Ontology annotation, cellular component: eRF1 methyltransferase complex.
AUUUUACUGAUUAGUUCACAUUUUAAUUCGUAAAACCACAUAGAAACAGCUGCUACAAUAAACCAGCGAAGAAGAGGGUCACCUACGUCGCAGUGACGUAGCGCGUAUGAGGAAGUGAAUUGAAAACACGUUAGCUGAAGCGCCUAGCACAACGUUAGCUUACGUCGUUUAUGAACAACUCUGACGGCGAUUACUGCGUAAAACUGAUUUAACCGUUAAACAACAACACUGUGCGAAACCUCCGCUGACACAUUUACGUACCAUUAUUUCCGCAGUGGAUGGUGGAGCGAGCCGGGAACGCGAGCAAAGCUGCAGCCGUGAAGGAAGACAUGUGCGCCGGCUACCACACUCCCGUUUACUCCCACGCCGGACGGGGACACUUCCAGGAGGUUUACGAGCCCGCGGAGGACUCGUUCCUUCUGAUGGACGCGCUGGAGAAAGACGCACGGCGGCUGCAGACGAUCAGCCCGGCUGUGUGUGUGGAGGUCGGCAGCGGCUCUGGAGCGGUGUCCGCCUUCCUGGCGUCGGUGGUUGGACCCUCAGCGUUAUACAUUUGCACUGAUGUGAAUCCUGCAGCCGCGCAGUGCACAGAGAACACGGCCUCCUGCAACAGCGUGUCACUACAACCCGUCAUCACAGACCUGGUGGAGUGUCUGCUGCCCCGGCUGAGUGGCAAAGUGGACGUCCUCCUCUUCAAUCCUCCCUACGUGGUGACGCCAUCAGAGGAGGUGGGCAGCAGAGGUAUCGAGGCCGCCUGGGCAGGUGGGACGCGAGGCCGAGAAGUAACGGACAGAUUUCUCCCCUUGGUGACGGAGCUGCUGUCCACUACAGGGUUGUUUUACCUCAUUACCAUCGCCGAGAAUGAUCCAGAGGACAUCAUUAACUUCCUGGGGAAACGUGGCUUGCAGGGAGAGUCGCGCUUGACCACAAGAGCUGGAAACGAGAGACUGUCAGUGCUUCGCUUCCACCGGAGACAAACGUGAGAGGAAGAAUUCUGAGACUGGACAGAUGAAGACUGAGUGGAAGGUGCUUCUGCUGUAAACAUGCUGACAUGACAUCUGUAUGCAACACUGUAACAGACACUUUAAUAAUGACAGACAAGAAUUCAUUACACCGACAGCGUUACAAGCUAAUUCCAGUAUAUAUUACAAUCGUAACAUUUCUUAAAAGUUUAUAUUGGAAUGUCUUUUUUUUUUCAUUUCAAGUACAAUGCUUCAGUCAAAGUUGAAAUGCUACUUUUAUCUAAGAAUGUCAUCUCAACUGAACCCAACAAGGCAAAGGACAGUUUGAAGUGGAGGAAAUUAAAGUUAGGACUGUAAACUUUUCAAUUUCUUUCCCACUUGUUUGUACAAUAAAGUUUGAGUUUUACAGAA